GGCCUGGCAGUCCCCAUCUCUCCAGCCUCCGUCCAACGGAAGCUUGGUCGCUUUCCACCAAGGAUGCAUUACCAGGCCACUCCUGACAGCCGAGCUGCCCCUCAUUUUCCAAGGUCUCACCUUGCUGAAGCAGUUGCGAAAGCUAAGGCAGGUGGAGGCAGUGGUGGAAGCACUGGUGGAACUGGGAGAGGUCUUGUGGGGCAGAUUAUCCCUAUAUAUGGAUUUGGCAUCUUCUUAUAUAUCCUGUACAUUUUAUUUAAGCUGGCUUCCAAAGGAAGAACCGCUGGAGAGCGGAAAUGCCCUACUGCUGCACCUGGAAACUUGAAGAGGAAAAUCACUGACUAUGAGCUCACGCAACUCCAGGAAAAACUGAGAGAAACAGAAGAAGCUAUGGAAAAAUUAAUCAACAGAGUAGGACCUAACUGUGACAGGACUCAAAAUGUUACAACAGACCAGGAAAAAAGGUUACUUCAGCAACUCCGAGAAAUUACUAGAGUUAUGAAAGAAGGAAAAUUCAUAGAUGGCAUCUCUCCUGAGAAGGAAGCUGAAGAAGCUCCUUACAUGGAGGAUUGGGAAGGUUAUCCAGAAGAGACCUAUCCUGUCUAUGACAAUUCUGAUCGCUUCAAGCGCAAACAGGACACGAUCCUUGUAGAUUACCCUGACCUGAGCCAGCCCUCUGCAGAAGAGCUGGCAGAAAGAAUGGAGGGCAUGGAAGAUGAGGAGCAUCUGUGCAAUGAAACUCUGCUAACUGAUCUCACCAUGGGAAGAGACAGUCAUGAUUUAAUGCAGAAAAAGGAUGAGGUAACUGGCAUCAGUGAAGAGGAGAGGGACCUUCAUCACAGCCAAAGCACUGAGGAGUGCUGCUGUUGCUAUGAGGAUGACGACCCUGCUGUCAUAGCAGAGAACGCUGGAUUCCACUCUGAGAGCUGCAGUGAAGCAGAAGAGUCAACCCAAGAGGACCCAUCUGUGGAGUCAGAAAAUGAAAACGCAGCACUGAAGAAGCAAAAAGCCAGUGAUUCAGAUGAAACAGGCACACUGAGAAAGCGCAACACGAAAGGACUUGAGUAAUAGGAACAAUAGUGGAUGUUACCCAGAUGGAGAAGGUAGAGGUCAUAAAUUGUCGUUCAUGUGGUUUUGUUCCCAGUGAAGAAUUCUCUGUGUUCAUCUCCUUGUACCAAUUUCAUUCCCAUUGUAACAAUCAGUCACGUUAUCUACCUGAACUGGAAGCCAAUGCC
Molecule: messenger RNA, 1235 nt
Organism: Haliaeetus leucocephalus (bald eagle)
Lineage: Eukaryota; Metazoa; Chordata; Aves; Accipitriformes; Accipitridae
Gene: RIC3
Product: RIC3 acetylcholine receptor chaperone
Exons: 6
Coding region: 64-1068 (334 amino acids)
Biological process (GO): synaptic transmission, cholinergic; protein localization to cell surface
Cellular component (GO): neuronal cell body; neuron projection; intracellular membrane-bounded organelle
Source: RefSeq, a predicted model, not a curated record